This is a messenger RNA of Zychaea mexicana, 753 nucleotides long. RefSeq lists its product as uncharacterized. Bases 1 to 753 code for a protein of 250 amino acids. The transcript has a single exon. NCBI's taxonomy places the organism in Eukaryota, Fungi, Mucoromycota, Mucoromycetes, Mucorales, Lichtheimiaceae. The record is from RefSeq and is a predicted model, not a curated record. Gene Ontology annotation, cellular component: mitochondrion.
AUGGUCAUCAAGAGCCGAAAGCCGCAUAAAAAGACAUCACCACUACCACGUGGCAUGAUGGGCUCAUUUUAUGGCAAGGCCGACAACAACAAGAGCAAGCAACUCAGACGCGACCAUGAAUACAAUAUGGCAAGGAUGACGAACAAUGACGCGAUUGCAGCAAGGGACAAAGAAACCAAUGCUAUCAAUACCAUUGUUGAAUGUGCAUCCAGUCGACAGUUACUCGAACGGGUCAUGGAGUUUACAUCGUCAUCGUCAUCAAGUUCAGCAGCAACAACAACAACAACAAAAGGAGGCUAUCCACCCUAUUAUGCGAAAUUAUUAGAACGUGCGAUUGAAAUGGCAGGCAUGACGUUCGAGGACCCCUAUCUGGCACUGUCGAUUUUCGAACACGCCAAAACCCACAGUGUUGUGAGCUACGUGUCUGGAUGUACCACGGAGGUGUACAACGCCAUGUUGAUGAUGCGAUGGAAACUUUGGCGCGACGUACACGGAAUGCUGAAUCUGGUCGACGAAAUGAUGGCCAACGGUGUAGGAUACGAUACCGAGACGCGUCGGAUUAUGCAACUGGUGGUAGCCGAAGUGGAGAAUGAAAUGCGCUUGGAUAAUGAUGAUGACGAGGAUGACGGUGCUGCUAGUAGCGAUGUAUAUCGUUAUGGUCCAAACAUGAAGGAUGGCAUGGUGUGGAGCAUGGAUGAAAGACGAUCCGCCAAUAUCAUGAAAGCCCUAGUUGGAAAAUGGUUGUUUAAAUAA